GCCCCGCCGCAGCCGCCGGGCACCGAGCAGGCGGCGGCGCACAUGGAGGCGGCGGCGACGGCCCCGGCCCCGGCCCCGGGCGGCGGCCCCGGUACCCUCCUGCUCUGCCUGGCCCUCGCCUCCGGCUUGGCGUUUUUCCGUUGCGUGGGUGCCGACGCCAACGUCACCGCCGGGCACGGCACGGAGGGGCUGGCCUGCGGCACAGCCGAGAGCUGCACGGGGAACAUGACGCAGCUGCGGCGGCAGGGUCACUUCUCCAGGUGCCCGGAGGAGUACAAGCACUACUGCGUCAAAGGGAGAUGCCGCUUCCUCGUGGCCGAGAACACGCCAGCUUGCGUGUGCGAGCGGGGCUACACGGGGUCUCGCUGCGAGAGGGUGGACAUCUUCUACCUGCGAGGCGACCGGGGCCAGAUCGUCAUCAUCUCCUUGAUCGCCGCCAUCGUCACCCUCAUCAUCCUCGUCGUCUGCGCCUGCCUCUGCAGUCACCACUGUCGGAAGCAGCGGAGGAAGAGAAAGGCGGAAGAGCUGGAGACCUUGAACAAGAAUUUGCCUUCCAGAAGCGAGGACGUGCUGGAGACGGACAUUGCGUGACGGAGUUCCAGGUACCCGCGGGCGGGUCCCGGAUGGCGGCACCGGCUGGCUCCACGGGCAAAAAACAACGGCUUGAAUAAAGGGGUGACGGAAAGGUGUCCCCGUGUCGCCGUGGUCCUUACGGUCCCCCCCAAACCCCGCUACCGGGGAGGGGCGGUGUUUCCCUCCGCGUCCGCCAGGGGGCGCCGCAGCGCGGGGGGCGGGGCCGCGGCGGACACGCGAGGCUUCAAAGGGCCCGGCCGGCCGCCAGGGGGCGCCGCAACAGCGGCAGGCGCGGGCGGAAGCGGGCGAGGGAGAGGCGUCCUGGUCCCGGUCCCGGUCCCGGUCCCGGUCCCGGUCCCGGUCCCGGUCCCGGUGCCCAUCUCCGGGCCGCCCGGGGGCCGUGCUGGGGCCGCUUCUCUGGGCCGAGCGGACACCGGCACCUCCGGCCCCGCCGCUGCCCCGGGCGCGGCUUUCACGGCAACGGGGGGCAAUGGCGGCUCCCGGGCUCGGAAAAUCAGGGAAAAAUGGGGCAGAACCGGGGCCUUCUCUCCGCGCCGCUGCCCGCUCGGCGCCGCCUGAAGCUCCGCUCCCUGCCCCGGGGGCGGCGGCUGAGGCUCGGCCGGGGGGCACCGGCAGCUCCCGGCUUCCGCCGCGGGCUCAGCCCCAGCUCCGACCGUGACCCGGCGACCGGCCGGGGGGGCUGCGGUACCGGGGGGAGACGGGGUCCGGCGGGGCCGGGGGUCUCCCGGGGCGGCCGGUGACCCCUCCGGCCGCCGGCACCGGCCGGUUUCUCUUCCUCGGCCCUUUCCCGGAGCGGCCGCCGGCGGGACGGACCCCUCGGAGCGCUUCUUUUUCAGCUGGAAACGUGCCGCGGAGGGAGCAGAGGCCGCCGCAGGGACCCGUCGGCGGCCGGUGGAGCCGGGCAGGGGCAGCGGGGGCCGCCCCGGUGCCGCCCGUCCCUCGGUCGGUGCCGGCGGCCCCGGCGAUGCCCGUGGCCGUGCCCCGGCGUGGGGAGGGCUCAUCCCGGCGACGGGACGGACGGACGGACGGAGGAGCCCUGGGAAGGAGCCGGGCUGCCUGCGCCGAGGACAGGGGACACCCCAACCCGCGCCCCCCCGGAGACCCUGCGAGGACGGCAGCGCUCCAGCUCCGUGCGGCUUCAGGUCCUGCUUCUGGACGGCUCCAGCUCAUUGCGGCUCCAGCUCAUGGGUGGCUCUGGCUCAUUUCAACUCCUGUUCCUUGUGGCUCCAACUCAUUUUCACCUUCAGUUCUCUUCCCCAUCACAGUGGGGUGAGCGCAGGACUGUGUGGUGCUCAGCUGCUGGCCAGGCUCAGCCACACCACUUUCUGCACCCAUUUUUUCAAGGUCCAGCGUCUGAAUGGCUCCAGCUCAGUUUACUGCUUCUGCCCAUCUCCAGUUCAUUGAUGGCUCCAGCUUGUUUGAUUCUGCCCCAGCCCAUCACAGCUUGUGCUUGUUCAACUGCUCCUGGCUUUUGGCCAGGUCGUAAAUCAAUCACUGUCAUGGCCUGUAUAUGAAUAUGAACUGUCAUAAUUGUACACGUGUUGCCUAAUGAGCGUGUUUAUUGUUCAAUGACUAGUCCGGUGAAUAAACAGUUGGACUCUCAAA
Molecule: messenger RNA, 2199 nt
Organism: Chroicocephalus ridibundus (black-headed gull)
Lineage: Eukaryota; Metazoa; Chordata; Aves; Charadriiformes; Laridae
Gene: BTC
Product: betacellulin
Exons: 10
Coding region: 43-591 (182 amino acids)
Biological process (GO): positive regulation of mitotic nuclear division; positive regulation of cell population proliferation; epidermal growth factor receptor signaling pathway
Molecular function (GO): epidermal growth factor receptor binding; growth factor activity
Source: RefSeq, a predicted model, not a curated record